AUGCCUGUAUAUCAUAUGCCUCCAUCAUCUUUCUUCUGCCAGACGUAUGACACCCUGAUGUCCGUGUGCCAGUACAUGAUGUACAUCAACCCCUCAGUGAACCCUCUCGUCUACGCCCUCAUGCACCACAACUUCAAAAGGGCCUUCAGAGUGACCUUCACCUGCGUCUUCAAGAGAAAGCCGUCUUUUGUGCUGACGCCAGGUCACGGCACCCAGAAGUACGUGUGGUCAGCCCGGUCAGGCAUUAAUAGGAAUCGUAAACAAGGGAGAUCGCCGCCCUUCCAACGCGUCCGCCGCCAGGGCUUCAGGAAACCCGACGAGACAGAGAGCCGAGUGCCCCAUCCUUCAGGUCACCUCUCCCUUGAGCGUCGCGCACCUGAAGGUACUGCCAGUUCGAGGUCGGGAGAGCUACGAGAGGUCGAGGAGGAGAGAAGAAGGCCUGCUGAGGGCGACCGUGGCGGGGAUCUGACGCCGAGGAAGCCUUCGCCGAGAGGGAGGAACUGUGACCUCUUUUUGGGUCAGCUCGUCGCCCAGGUCAUCGAGGAGGAGAGCAGCAGCGACCUCGAUUCGGAGAGGACGAUGUGAGGCUACAUUCGCAGGUCGAUUGCGAUAUUCGUCUAUUGAACCAGUGUUUCCAUGACGCUGGGCAUUGAAAGAGAAAAAGCGAGGAUGAAAUGAGAUAAAAUGAUAAAAACAGGGACAAAAACAAAGUGACAAAGCCUUCGAGGAAAAUCCAACGGGGGAAAAAAGGCGCCAGGAAAAGAAGUCACAAAGAGAAAUGACAGUUCUGUAGGCAAACAGGAGCUGGGAGGCAGGGAGAGGAGAGGGAGCAUAAAUGGAAAAAGGUUUUAGGGAAGAAGGAGAAAUGCGAAGUGGUGAAGAAACCGUGAAAUAAGAGUGGAGAGGCGGUGAGUUAUCAAGAACAGCGUCGCCGUAAUAACAGUGAACACAGGAAAAAUUGCCGAUGGUAGAGAAAGCAUUAUUUGCGACUACAGUGUCUUUGUUAAAUAUUUGGUAUUAGACACUGGUUUAAUGCUAACUCGAUCCCUACGAUACACAUUUCACGAUAUUGUUAACUGCAUAUGUGUAAUAUAUACAGAAAAGAAAGCGAUUGUAAUUUUGAAUAUUUGAAAUUAGGAUGUAUCGCAAAGGGAAUUUUAUUUAAUAACGAUUCAUAAAUCAAUGUAUGUUGUAGAGAGAUCGAAGUCGUGUAAAUAUGUACAUAAAUAUGUGUGUUCCUGAUAUGCAAGUUGUAAAGAAACGUAUGUAUAUAUUUGUAAACACUGUAGUUAUUAUCUGAUGCACAGUAAUAAAUGUCACCUGUCAUAACAGUUAACUAUC
This is a messenger RNA of Penaeus chinensis, 1341 nucleotides long. RefSeq lists its product as uncharacterized. The record is from RefSeq and is a predicted model, not a curated record. NCBI's taxonomy places the organism in Eukaryota, Metazoa, Arthropoda, Malacostraca, Decapoda, Penaeidae. Bases 1 to 585 code for a protein of 194 amino acids. The transcript is spliced from 3 exons.